CUGUUUGUAUAUAUUUACUUUUUUGUAAAUUCAAAUAAUAAUUAAACAAUGCAGUCCGUCGUGACUUUCGAGAAACCAUUACCUCAUUUAAGCUUACCUGAUUGGGAUGCCCGUCUCUACGGGUUAAAGGUAACAGCAGAUACCCGAAGAGCAGAUGCUUUCGACUUUCGUCAUAGUGCCCACCAGCUUAGGAAUGAGACCAAGAUCAAGACUGAUUGGGACAGCUACCAUAACAACAAUCGUCUUAGAGCCAGGGUAUAUGAAAUAGAUCAAUGGCGGUCGACUCUUCAAGAACUUCUAGAUCGUAUAGACAGAGAGAUGAACGCCUUGAAAGAGGAAAAGGCAUCCACAGAAAGAGAGUUGGAACAGUUGAACUUGCCUCUUUUAGUUUGCUCUGAGUGUCUUUCUAACAGGGACGGGAGAAGGAGCACAGAGUUGACGUAUGAUCUUGCCGACACUGAAUUAAAGAAGGAACUGUGUGUAACAGAGAGCAAUAAAAAGAUGCUGAUCGAUCGCUGUCAGUCAGCUUGGGAGAAAAUUAACAAACUAGAGGUCGUAAAGUUUAAGCUCCAGUUGGACCUAAAUGAUAAGAACGAAGCUCUCCAAAUUGACAAGGACAUGCUUGGCCUGGAUAAAGAUUGCGCUAACAUUACGUAUAAGACGGAUUCACUAAAAACUCCAAAGAGAAUGAUAACCUACGACCAAUGGUUAGACCAUUGCGAAGCCACUAAAAAAAUGGCGAUUGAUGAACUCCAAGAAACUCUAAGCCUUCGAGAGUCGCUAUUUGUAGCUAGAGGUCGCGCAAGGAACCUCCUGAAGGCUCAAACCGACGCAACCAAUUACAUGAUGCGUAGGCGUAUUUAUGAUACCCAAAGAGCUAGGAAUGAACUAGACUGGCAGAAACUAAAGAUGGAAGAAAACAUGGACAAACUAGCCACUGAACUGAAAGUAAUGGGAGAGCAGUUCACCGACAAGGUGAACGCGUUGAAAGUCGCCGAGACCCGCCUGGAGACUCGAGGGUACCGGCCAGGCGCCGAGCUGGCUGCGGACGAGGCCGAUAUCGGCUUGAAGGAAGAAGUGCGCAAUCUGAGAGAAACCAUCAGGCAGUUGCAGGAAAAACUCGACUGUGGCAAGGCAACUUACAACGCUCUCGAGGCAACUUCCAUCAAAAUUGCGAUGGACCUAGCUGACAAAAACCAGUCAUUGGAGACGGACACUCGCGCCUUGGAAAUGAGGGCGGCCCUGGAACCCAAGAAGCCGACUGGCACCGACAAGAACCUGGUUCUCGCCAGCAUGGCUGAUGAAGUUCCCAAAACGGAGCAUUAACAAGACAAAUAUUCACCAGGAACCACAAUCAUUCACAGCUAUGGUUCAUUGGCAAUAAGAAGUAUAUAAUCCGGGUACAUCGGCAUAUCCUCACAUUCAAUUUCUUGUCUUCGUCACGGGAGAAGUCUUUGGAAGUAAG
Molecule: messenger RNA, 1465 nt
Organism: Leguminivora glycinivorella
Lineage: Eukaryota; Metazoa; Arthropoda; Insecta; Lepidoptera; Tortricidae
Product: tektin-B1-like
Exons: 8
Coding region: 49-1326 (425 amino acids)
Biological process (GO): cilium assembly; cilium movement involved in cell motility
Cellular component (GO): microtubule cytoskeleton; nucleus
Source: RefSeq, a predicted model, not a curated record